AUGUGGUUGAAGUCUUUCUUAGAAUCCAGAGCCUGUCCUGCUUCCUUUCCAUGUGAAGCUCGCACGAUUUUACUUUCUCGGGAAAGUAUGGCAAGAACUGCAAGCAACUCUCCGGACAUCACCGGCUGGACGCGGAAGUUGAAUGCAGUGGGCAAAGCCAGGCAGUGGCAGCUGGCCGUGCAUAUUCUUACCCAGUUAGAGCCAUUGCAGAUCCGGCCAAACGACUUUACUUUCGGUGCCUGCAUGGGUGCUUGUUCUAGAGCAGCCCAGUGGCAGUCGUGCCUCCAGCUGCUGGAGGAUCUGAUCGGAAAGGGGAUCCAGCCGAACAUGAUUAUCCAGAACACAGCCCUUGCUGCAUGUGAGAAAGGCUCGCAAUGGACAGCGGCACUGCAGCUUUUCAGUGGCUUGCCACGAGCGACUGCAGAUCUUGUUACCUACAAUUCCCUGAUCACCACGAUGGGUCGGGCCAUUCGCUGGAGCUGCGCCCUGAGGUUGCAGCAGACGUUGCGGGAAGCACUGCUGGAGCCGGACCGGAUUACUUUCAAUGCUGCCAUGACGGCUUGCAGUCGAGCAGGUCGCUGGGAGUCGGCCCUGGACCUUUUGGCAGAAAUGCUUCGCACAGGUCCUGUUCCGUCUCUAGCAGACUUCAAUGUUAUGAUCAGUGCGCUGGGAGACACCGGGCAGUGGGAGCAUGCCCAGCACCUGCUUUCGGUUGCAGCCGCUGCCAGUCUGGAUGCAGACAUCGUGACGUAUACUUCCUUAAUUUCAGCUUUGUCAAUCGGGAAGCGUUGGGAAUCAGCGUUAAGCUUACUUGUUGCAACGGUCGAGAAGAGCCUGCAGCCUCAACUGCGAAGUUACAAUGUCGCACUUUCGGCACUAAGACGGGGUCAUGCCUGGCGCAGUUGCCUUCAGCUUGCAGCUGGUGCGUCGGCAGCUGGCCUGCAUCCUGACAUCAUCACUCAGAACGAGUUGCUUCGGGCCUCGGCCCGCACGGGUGAAUGGCAGUUGGUGCACAGCUUACUUCGCGGUCUAGGAACCCUGUCCUGCCGCCCGACCCGGGUCACCUUUAAUGCAGCUUUGCAAGGUGCUGAGUUUGGCCCAGGCGUCGAUCUCAGUCUCCAGCUGCUGGACGAGAUGCCGCGGCUGCGUUUGUCGCGGGAGCCUGUUGACUUUAGCCCUGUCAUUCUUGGCUUUGUGGCUUCUGCGCGAAUGCAGAAUGCCCUAGAAGUCUUGGACUCCAUGCUGGAGGACGUGUGCGGAAAGGGUUUGGUAGAUGUGGCUGCGCAGUUCGACAGGGGCACCUUGAAAAGGCUGCAACGGACGAGGGCACUACAGGCCAUCGCAGCAUGCUUGACCCCACUCCUUUCUGCCUGCGAAAGCGAUACGAGGGAGACGGAAGCUGACGUGUGCACGGAGCUUGCCUUGCUCCAGCUUGUCGGCUUCGGCGUAGACUAUCAAGAAACGGGCAACGAAGGCCACGACGACUCAAGCCACGAGGAGCUUUUGCAACUCGCGCACGCGCUGGCUCCUGUUGGCCUUGCCGCCAGGCUUUCUGCUCGUGGCAGGGGCUCCGAGGCGUCGGAGCUGCUGUGGGAGCUUCUGGAUUGCCCCGUGCCCGCAAACCCCACGGCGGCUACGGUGCUGAGUCGCCGGGCGGCACUGGCUUUGCAGGCAAACCUUCGAAAGCGACCCAUGGUUUAUCUGCCAACUCUGCCUCCAUUGGGGCCGGGUGAGCCUCCGAAGAUGCCCGCGAAGCGCCCGCACGCGCGGGAGCUGAGCCUCCUUCGAUACGUUCUCAGGGAAGCCCAGCCCGGCAAUCCCGCUUCCGUUUGCGAAGCAGUAGAGGCCCACAGCCAGCUCUUUGGAAAGGAAGGGAUGUGGUCCAAGUUUGCAGGUGGAAGCAAGGCCGACUGUUUGCUUGCUGCCGCGGCAGGUUCUGGAGAGGGUCCAGUGCUUGAGAUUGGUACUUUCUGCGGGUAUGCAACCUUGCGCUUGGCAGAAGCUCUGGCAGAGCAUGUUCGGAUCACGAGCCUAGAGAGCGAUCCCACGAUGGUAGCCAUUGCCCGACCUUUCAUGGCGCUCUCCGGAGUGGCCUCGCGAGUUGACAUCCGCACUGGCCAUAGCCGCAACUUGCUCCCGACUCUUGAAGGAUCGUUCGGGAUGGUCUUCAUGGAUUUCUGGGGUUCGCAGUACAUGGAGACAUGCCAAGACCUCGCCAUGCUGGGCCAGUUGCGUCCUGGCGCCACUGUUGUUGCAGACAACGUGCUGGAAACCGGAGCCAUGCUUUAUUUGUGGCACGUGGCAAAUCCCGCGGCUGACUUCAACACACAAGUUAUGGCAGUUUCAGAAGUCACCAGCACUGGCAACUCGGGGGUCGAGGAAGACUGGCUCAGUGUUAGUGUGUUAGUGCCCCCCGUACAUGGUGUGGGGAGCUCAAAACCGCAGGAGCCUCCUCCAGCGCAGGUCCUUGAAGCACAUGAUGCCUCGGAGCGGAUGCGGCAGCUGGUGUUCAGCCCAGGGCACACUGUGACAGCCAGAGAGCGCACAGUUUUCUGUGCAAAGAUGAAGCAGCUCAUCUUCAGCGCGCUGCCUUGCUUGGAGCCGCAGAAAAGAGGAGGAAAAUACCGCAGCGGCUUCGCCAACUUCAGGUUUUUGGAGGUCCCGUGUGCCAUCGCCUGCCGCACAAAGGAAGACGACCUCCAAAAGAUGCCCAGCCUCUGGAAGCAACCGACAGCGACCGUGCCGGGCCAUGCUUUGGGGAUCUUUCGGGAUUUUUUGGGCUUAGGCUGUCUCGCGAAGUGCACGAGAAAUCCUCAGGUGCACGUUGCUGCCGCGAAUGAAGCCGGCCAGUCCCGCCCCGCGAAGCUGGAGGCGCUGUCCGAGCUCGUGCCGAGUUGA
Symbiodinium sp. CCMP2592 is the source of this 2898-nucleotide messenger RNA. NCBI's taxonomy places the organism in Eukaryota, Dinophyceae, Suessiales, Symbiodiniaceae. The record is from the annotation of a GenBank genome assembly.